GGCAUUUCGUAUGCAUGUGCUAAUAACAGGUAGCUAGGAUUUCGAGCUUUGUAAGAAAACUGUAGAGAGAAAGAGGCGAUGGCGAUUAGUACGGAGACUGCGUCAACAGUUUCCACCAUCGUGGAAGCCUCACUGUCCGUGGCCUUAGGGCCGUUGCAAAACGAAGAACCUCUCUCUCUCAUGGCCCCAAUUUACACCCUUAUUGCUUUUUGUUAUUAUUGUUAUUUACACACAAUUGGCCUUCCAUCUCCCUCAUUUCUCUCUGAGGUGUUUGAAGGGUUUGCUUUUGUCAUUGAUGAGUUCAUAAGACUCCUGCCCCUUGUUGUAUUUCAAGAGCGAGCUCUGUCGAACACAUCAUGAGUGAAAUCCUGUUGUCUGGACCUCUUGAUAAAUUAGCAAGACCUGGUCUUGAGGCUUCUUCUCUUAAUGAUGAGAGAAGAGAAAGACGAUCAGAUGUCGAGAACUCAGAAGAUGAGAGAAGGACCAGAAUUGGGUCUCUUAAAAAGAAAGCAAUCAGUGCAUCUACAAAAUUCAGACAUUCAUUGACAAAGAGGAGCAGGCGUAGGAGUGAGAGCAGAGUUAUAUCUGUCGCUAUUGAAGACGUUCGUGAUGCUGAGGAGUUACAGGCUGUUGAUGCCUUUCGUCAAGCUCUUAUUUUGGAGGAAUUACUUCCUUCGAGGCAUGAUGACUAUCAUAUGAUGCUGAGAUUCUUGAAAGCAAGGAAAUUUGAUAUUGAGAAAGCAAAGCAGAUGUGGGCUGAUAUGCUCCAAUGGAGGAAGGAAUUCGGUGCAGACACAAUUAUGGAGGAUUUCGAGUUUAAAGAAAUCGAUGAAGUAUUGCAACACUACCCGCAAGGACAUCAUGGGGUAGACAAAGAUGGGAGACCUGUUUAUAUAGAGAGACUAGGCAAGGUUGACCCCAACAAACUAAUGGAAGCCACAACCCUGGAGCGGUAUGUGAAAUACCAUGUGCAGGAGUUUGAGAAGACCUUUGCCAUCAAGUUCCCAGCUUGUUCUAUUGCUGCCAAGAAGCACAUUGACUCGAGCACCACCAUUUUGGAUGUCCAGGGCGUGGGUUUGAAAAACUUUAACAAGGCUGCAAGGGACCUCAUUGUGCGGCUCCAGAAGAUUGAUGGAGAUAACUAUCCUGAAACCUUGUGCCGCAUGUUCAUCAUUAAUGCUGGUGCUGGUUUUAGACUGCUGUGGAACACUAUAAAGACUUUCCUUGAUCCUAAAACUACCGCAAAGAUUCAUGUUCUUGGAAAUAAAUAUCAGAGCAAGUUGCUUGAGGUAAUCGAUGCCAGUGAAUUGCCGGAAUUCCUGGGUGGUAGCUGUACUUGUGCUGAUCACGGAGGUUGUCUUAGAUCAGACAAGGGUCCAUGGCAAGAUCCUGAAAUAUUGAAGAUGGUCCACAAUGGUGAGGCAAAGUGCUCCAGGAAAAUUGUCACCUUUUCGGGCACUGAAGAGAAGACUAUUUCUCAUACUGACGUAGAGUAUCCAAAGGGUGGAGAUGUCUGCUCUCCAGAGUCUGUAUUGGAAGCAGAAGACAUGAGGCCUCCGAUAAAUCCAAGGGACUUUAUUGAGCACCCACAGCUGUCACCUGUUCAUGAAGAGGCUCAAAUUGGGAGAGGAAACUUCCCUAGCCCCUAUGAUUAUGAUGAUUACAUUCCAAUGGUUGAUAAGGCUGUUGACGCUACUUGGAAGAAUGUUGCACUUGCACAAGACGAAAAACUUUUAGUCUCGAAAGGGAUACUCUCACUAACUGGGGCUUACAAGGCUUCCGAAGGGUUGGGCGUCUUCUCUGGAUUCAUGGCACUCCUCAUGGGCAUUGUUGCUAUCUUCCGUGUAUCUCGUAACAUGCCAAAGAAAAUUAUGGAUCCAUCCCUCUAUUUCACUGACAGCCCUGUCCAUUGCAUUGGCAGUGCCAUGGUCAAAGAUCCGCUCCAUUGUGGCUUGCCUAUGGCGAUCUCUACUUUUGAGGGAGGAGACUAUGCAUUGGUAGCAAAGCGCCUUAGUGAUUUGGAGGAGAAGGUGAUCACUCUGAGCUCAAAACCCUUGGAGAUGCCCCCUGAGAAGGAGGAACAGCUAAAUGCGGCUAUUAGUCGUGUGGAUGCUCUUGAGGCAGAGCUCAUGGCUACCAAGAAGGCCCUACAUGAUUCUCUGGUGCGCCAGGAAGAGCUGCUUGCAUACCUUGAGAAGAAGAAGAAGAAGAAGCUCAGGAACCCGUUUUGCUGGUGAAUAGUGGGACAACAGAAGCUUAAAAACAGGCUUGGAAAUAAAGCUUGUCCCAGUCAUGAUGCUGGCGACCCUCUUUGUAACAUUGUAAUUAAUCAAAGAUCUUCAUUGAAAUUAACUUCUUCCUCUUUUCUUUUAUGUUGUCAAGCUAUUUUAUUGUUA
Molecule: messenger RNA, 2396 nt
Organism: Amborella trichopoda
Lineage: Eukaryota; Viridiplantae; Streptophyta; Magnoliopsida; Amborellales; Amborellaceae
Product: phosphatidylinositol/phosphatidylcholine transfer protein SFH8
Source: RefSeq, a predicted model, not a curated record